AGAGAAAAGGAAUUGAGGGUACUACUCUAGGCAGCAGACAUUGUUUGGUCUCGGUAACUGGUAAGAGAUGCCAGAUGAAGAUUACUUUUCUGUAUACGUCCACACAAAGAGACCAAGGCCCAUAAUUUUUUGAACACAUCAUUCUUCGUUUCAAGCGUGUAUAUAAGCACCAAAGAGGGUGUGGAACCAGAGGUCACCAGCAUAUCUUGUCCAAACCUCGCGAGCUGGCCUGAGACUGAGAGAGGCCGGCAAUGGAGAUCGAGAGAGAAGCGCCGGGCAGCGAGAGAGCGCGGAGCUGGCGAACAACUACAUCGCAAGAUCAGGAUACCAAGAAGCUCGAGGACAGUGAGCAGAUCAUCAAGAGGCCUUCGUGGAAAAGGUUCCUUGCCCAUGUUGGACCAGGGUUCAUGGUGUCCUUGGCCUACUUGGAUCCUGGCAAUUUAGAAACGGACCUGCAAGCCGGCGCCAAUCACAGAUACGAGCUCCUUUGGGUGAUUCUGGUUGGCCUCAUCUUCGCGCUGAUCAUACAAUCACUAGCUGCUAACCUUGGCGUGGUGACAGGGAGGCAUCUUGCGGAGAUAUGCAAGAGCGAGUAUCCAAAGUUUGUUAUGAUCUGCCUAUGGCUCCUUGCGGAGGUAGCCGUGAUCGCUGCAGACAUCCCAGAAGUUAUAGGGACGGCCUUCGCUUUCUACCUCCUGUUCGGCAUCCCCGUGUGGAUCGGCGUUCUCAUCACCGGCUCCAGCACGCUCCUCCUCCUUGGCCUCCAAAGAUACGGGGUGCGAAAGCUGGAGUUCGUGGUGUCGAUGCUGGUGUUCGUCAUGGCGGCAUGCUUCUUCGGGGAGAUGAGCAUCGUGAAGCCUCCAGCCAAGGAAGUCCUGAAAGGGCUCUUCAUCCCCAGGCUCAAGGGAGACGGCGCCACCGCCGACGCCAUUGCCCUCCUUGGAGCUCUUGUUAUGCCGCACAACCUGUUCUUGCAUUCGGCGCUGGUGCUCUCGAGGAAAACUCCGGCAUCGGUCAGAGGAAUCAAGGAUGCUUGCAGUUACUUCCUCUACGAGAGCGGUUUCGCGUUGUUCGUGGCGCUGCUCAUCAACAUCGCCGUCGUCUCCGUCUCCGGGACGGUUUGCUCCGGGGACAACCUUUCUCCCGGCGACGCCGACAAAUGCAGCGAUCUCAGCCUGGAUAACUCCUCCUUUCUGCUCAAGAACGUGCUGGGCAGGUCGAGCUCGAUCGUGUACGGCGUGGCGCUGUUAGCCUCAGGGCAGAGCUCCACCAUUACCGGCACAUACGCUGGCCAGUACAUCAUGCAGGGGUUCCUGGACAUCAGGAUGAAGACGUGGAUGAGGAACCUGAUGACGCGGUGCAUCGCCAUUGCGCCGAGCCUGGUCGUCUCAAUCAUCGGCGGCUCCAAUGGCGCCGGCCGUCUCAUCAUCAUCGCAUCGAUGAUACUGUCCUUCGAGCUGCCCUUUGCGCUCAUCCCGCUUCUCAAGUUCAGCAGCAGCACCAGCAAGAUGGGCCCGCACAAGAACUCCAUCUACAUCAUCGUGUUCUCGUGGACGCUUGGGCUGAUGCUGAUCGGCAUCAACGUUUACUUCCUGAGCACGAGCUUCGUGGGGUGGCUCAUCAACAACUCGCUGCCAAAGUACGCCAACGUUCUCGUCGGCGUCGCCGUGUUCCCUCUCAUGCUCGUCUACCUCAUCGCCGUCAUUUACCUCACCUUCAGGAAGGACACCGUUAUCACCUUCGUCGCCGACUCCGGCGACGCAGAGAAGGCCGGUAAUGGCGCUGCCGGGGUCGACGACGACGAGCCACCGGUGCCCUACCGUGAGGACCUGGCAGACAUUCCACUCCCGGCCCACGGUGCCCCCCGGCCGGCAGAGGCUAGCUAGAGAUUGAGUUUUUUUUUAGUGUUCUGUGGAUAUAUAUACAUGGUAUAGUAAACAUAUGUACUUCACGUUGAGAUGACACGUACAUUCGUGUCAACCGUUCGUUCAUCCUUGUAACGCUGGCGCUUAAUUCAUUAGGGUUUUGCAAUUGUGAUAUGUGUAUGGAAAGUGUAUCCGGAUGUGUGGUGCCCAAAGCUCCUGGUGUCAUCGACAAAUGCAUGAGUUGGCAAAUGGAAUGAAAUUGAAUGCCUCAUAUUGCUGAU
Brachypodium distachyon (stiff brome) is the source of this 2146-nucleotide messenger RNA. RefSeq names its product metal transporter Nramp5. Gene Ontology annotation, molecular function: manganese ion transmembrane transporter activity; cadmium ion transmembrane transporter activity. Gene Ontology annotation, biological process: metal ion transport. Lineage: Eukaryota; Viridiplantae; Streptophyta; Magnoliopsida; Poales; Poaceae. The transcript has 13 exons. The coding region runs from base 252 to 1886 and encodes 544 amino acids. The record is from RefSeq and is a predicted model, not a curated record. Gene Ontology annotation, cellular component: membrane.